GACGGCAACGCGCCGACGGUACACCGACUAAAACGUAAACAAACAAUCAAAUGCGAAUAAAAAACACGCGACAAACCUACACCAAAUACAAGAAACGGCGCGAAAACCGCUAGUUGGAACUCUAUAAAAAAACACGAUCGCCAUUUAAAUUGGUCUAAAACGAACGUUCUAAAUUUAAGUUUGGCGCGAACAAUAACAUUUGGACUUGCCCCCAAAAUUGUUUUGACGUUCAGUGACAAAACCAGUGCGUUGUGUCAAUUUUCGCGGUAAAAGUGACAAGUUGAAACGAUGAGCCCGCGAAAAGAGGACCUAGUGUUGCCAACAUGAAAGAGCUGCGUGUUUUAAUUGGAAAUAACAGAAUGCAAAGGACAGUUCAUGCGGCAAUACUUUUCUCAUUAAUAUUUUUGUUGAAUAUUGCGAGUUCUCGAGACAACAUGCUGCCAAACCACGUGAAACUCAGUUCAUCCCUCACCUGUCGCCUCGUGGGAGGUCUCACCAGGGAACAGAGGACCGUCUGCCACGAGUCACCAGAUACCGUGGCCAUAGCCUUCGAAGGUCUACAGCUGGCCGUCAAGGAAUGCCAGCAUCAGUUCCGCUGGCAUAGAUGGAACUGUUCCAGUCUACUUGUGAAGAGUAGCAACCCUCAUGCCAGUUCUAUUAUGAAAAGAGGUUUCCGCGAAUCAUCAUUCCUGUACGCCCUCACGGCAGCAGGGGUUGCGCACUCCGUGGCCCGCGCAUGCGCCCAAGGCCGCCUCCUCUCCUGUGGCUGCGACCCCCUGGGCUACAGGGCCUCGCACGACCCCCGAGGAAGGGCGAAGGUCAACAAGUGGGAGUGGAGCGGCUGUUCACAUAACCUGGCCUACGGGAUCGAGUUCUCGAAGAAGUUUCUGGAUGUAAGGGAACAGGUGGAUGACUUGCAGUCGAAGAUUAAUGUGCAUAAUAAUAAUGCUGGGAGAUCGAUCCUGUCGUCCCACAUGGAGGUGCGGUGUAAAUGCCAUGGAUUGUCAGGCAGCUGCCAACUGAGGACUUGCUGGAGGGCCACGCCGGACUUCAGAGCCGUGGCAUCUACCAUCAAACGACAGUAUAGAAAGGCUCUAUUGGUUGCUCAAGAGGAGCUGAAUAACAAUCCUUCUAUUCUGAGAGGCCGACCCAGAGGCAGGAGGCGAGGGAAAGCACGACCAGCUCCGAGGAGCAGCUUACUAUUCUUUGAGAGAUCCCCAAGCUUCUGCGAGAUAGACCCUCGAACAGACUCCGCCGGCACAUCAGGCCGUGUCUGUCGCAUCGGUCGGACGACCAGGACAGGUUCAUGCGAUCUCCUCUGCUGUGGUCGAGGCCACGCCCUCAUCAGAAAGUCUAGCAUCAAGCCUUGCAACUGCACCUUUCAUUGGUGCUGUCGGGUCGACUGCGAGAGAUGUCGGGAUGAUAAGUGGGUCGCCAUUUGUAAGUAAUUUUGGUAGCUUCAGUUGUUCUGCGGUAGUGAAAUUUAGUUUCAGCGGCGACAGUCUUUGUACAAUUAUAAACUAUAGUAGAAGCAUGUAGAGGAGCCUACUCAGUUGGUAUUUUAGGUUUUGUGCUGCAGAUACCAUCGUUACAGAAAUAUAUAGCUAUCAAAUCCAUGACACCAUAAUAUGAUCUAUAACUAACAUGGUCUAUAAAAAAAUACAAAAAUCUUAUAAGGAGUUGACAAGAUUUCAUCAUUUUUUUCUGUUGCAUGGCCCGCAGGACACAGCUAAUAACUUGUAAAAAGGCAUGUUUGCAAAUAGGUAGAACAUUUUACUAACGACUCUAAUGAAUUUAACAUUCCCGUGUACAUUCCAUUAUUUUAUUAGUUAAUAAAUAGGUUUAUUUUAUAAGUAUCUCUGCAAAUAAGAAUAACCAAAUAAUGUGUUUUAUUUUGUUAGUUAAGCUUUUACUGUUUAUUGGAGGGCCAACAAUUGCCUUCGUUACAUAAAUUGAACGAAUACUUCAACUUUAGCAAAGACAGUUGAAUUUCAUAAAAUACGUUUUUUUUAAAUAACUUUGUAUAAUUAUCCCGUCUCAUGUUCAUAAUGUAUAUUUGUAAUCACUAUACCUAGUUUAAUUACUAUUUCUUGAAAAUUAAAUCUUAGAAUAUAAAUUGUUAAUAAAAUCAGUAUUAACCUUAAUGACUAAUGUAAUUCUGUACUUAUGUAUUUACUUGAGAAGUAGUAAAUGCCAAUUAAUUCCUGUAAAUAUCUACUUACAUACUUAAAUAAUGUACUUAAACAUUCCUGUUCAGUGAUAUUUAUUGAAUUAACUAUUUAUUGUAGAUCUAAGACUUUGUACCGACAGUUUUUAUUUCAUUAAAUAAAACUUCUGGAGGAA
Messenger RNA from Helicoverpa zea (corn earworm), 2343 nucleotides. It is a transcript of the gene Wnt10, whose product is annotated as protein Wnt-10a. NCBI's taxonomy places the organism in Eukaryota, Metazoa, Arthropoda, Insecta, Lepidoptera, Noctuidae. Gene Ontology annotation, biological process: cell fate commitment; canonical Wnt signaling pathway; multicellular organism development. Gene Ontology annotation, molecular function: cytokine activity; frizzled binding. Gene Ontology annotation, cellular component: extracellular region. The transcript is spliced from 6 exons. The record is from RefSeq and is a predicted model, not a curated record. Bases 324 to 1448 code for a protein of 374 amino acids.